UCAUUACGUUAGCCGCAUUAUCGUUCUAGAGCCGGUAAAGUGAACACAUAAUAGUUAACCAACUAAGUUGUUUAGUGAAAUAUUCCGGAAUGGAUGAACCAUACAAAGUGCUUUACAGUGCUGAAUUGGGACGAUACGGUGUUGCUGCGAGAGAUUUGAAGGCAGGUGAAGUGGUUUUAGAGGACAGACCGUUCGCGGUUGGACCGAAAGUGGACAGUUCGCCAUUAUGUUUGGAGUGUUGCCGUCCAGUCGAUGGGGGAAGAGGCGGCCCAAAGUGUCCCGAAUGUGGUUGGCCAAUGUGUGAGGAGUGUGCCGCUGAUAAGCAAACUAUUGUGUAUCAUAAGAAGGAAUGUUCUCUUUUUGCAAAGCACAAGGCUAAGUUUCAAGCUGUCGAAGAUUCCACUGCGAGCUGUAUGCAGCUGGAUUGCAUAACACCACUGAGAAUGCUUUUGGCCAAGGAAGAGCAUCCGGAGCGAUGGGAUGCGGAAAUAAGUGUGAUGGAAUAUCAUAAUGAAUCUCGAAAUGGCAGCGCCACUUGGCAACAAGACCAGCAAAACGUCGUAGGAUACCUACGUUUUCCUUGUGGGCUGAAAGACCGAUUUUCGGAGGAAGUGAUACAACAAGUGAUCGGUAUUUUAGAUGUGAACGCAUUUGAAGUGCGAACGUCCAAAGGUUAUUCUGCCCGUGGUCUGUAUCCUAAGCUAGGUGUUAUGGCACAUUCGUGUGUUUGCAAUGUCGUACAUUCGAUACACCCUUCCAAUGAUUUUAGACUCAUUGCUAGGGUAGCCAUCGAUGUCCCAGAAGGCGAAAAACUGUAUACUAUCUAUACUCACUCUCUGACCGGAACCAGCACUCGUCAGGGUAUUUUGACAUCUAGCAAAUUCUUUACUUGUCAUUGUACACGCUGCUUGGAUCCAACAGAGCUGGGUACUCAUUUCAGUUCACUGAAAUGUCAGAAAUGUGAUAACGGACUGAUUGUGUCAUCCGAUCCUCUAGAUGACGGAGCGGAAUGGAAAUGUACAGACUGCGAGUAUAAAGCGAAAGGAACUGCCGUACAGAAAGUUGUCCAGUUAAUGCAAGCUGAGGUAGAUUCGUUAACCAGCAUGGCACAUGGGCCGGGAAAAUUGACUGCCUACGAAAAAAUAUUCAAAAAAUAUCGUUCCGUUCUGCAUCCGUCGCAUUACAUCAACAUAUCCAUCCGACAUAGCCUGAUUGAGUUGUAUGGAAGAGUACCAGGAUAUGAAAUGCAGGAACUUCCUGAUAUUUUACUAGAGCGUAAAAUUGAACUAUGUCGUGAUAUCCAACGGGUUCUGGACAUCUUGGAGCCUGGGAAGACCCGAUCGCGAGCAAUGAUCUUGUACGAACUUCAUGGUCCGAUUGUUAUGUUGGCUCAGUCAAUGUACCAGCAGGGUGUUUUGGAUGGAGCUCCGUUGAAGGAAAGGCUGGAGGAAGCCGCUAAUAUGCUGGACGAAUGUGCAAGCAUUUUAGAGUGGGAAGAUUCAACAUCACCAGAAGGUAUCCUUGCAAAUGUUGCUAAACAAUCUGCAGAACAACUGAAAGAUAGUAUUAAAAUAUUAUCGUGAGAAAGUUUUAUGGCGCAGAUUAAGCUGGAAAGUAUAGUAAAGCAACACAAAACUUUUCAUAAUUUUAUAUUAUGUAACCGAAAAUCAGUGUAAACUUCAUAUAUAUUGGAUUGUAUGUGAUAUUGUUGUUGCAAUAAAUUGUUGGCUUUUUUUUAGAUC
Messenger RNA from Armigeres subalbatus, 1742 nucleotides. It is a transcript of the gene SmydA-3, whose product is annotated as SET domain-containing protein SmydA-8. The record is from RefSeq and is a predicted model, not a curated record. The transcript is spliced from 3 exons. Lineage: Eukaryota; Metazoa; Arthropoda; Insecta; Diptera; Culicidae. Bases 90 to 1583 code for a protein of 497 amino acids.